Messenger RNA from Exophiala viscosa, 1497 nucleotides. Its product is annotated as diacylglycerol O-acyltransferase 2. Gene Ontology annotation, biological process: triglyceride biosynthetic process. Gene Ontology annotation, molecular function: diacylglycerol O-acyltransferase activity. The record is from RefSeq and is a predicted model, not a curated record. The coding region runs from base 1 to 1497 and encodes 498 amino acids. The transcript is spliced from 2 exons. Lineage: Eukaryota; Fungi; Ascomycota; Eurotiomycetes; Chaetothyriales; Herpotrichiellaceae. Gene Ontology annotation, cellular component: endoplasmic reticulum membrane.
AUGACGUCCUCCUCCAUUGGUGCCGAUAGUGCCGGCCUCAAUCCUGAGCCUUCGCAACCUCAAGAUCGUGCUGCGCAUGACCUGCCUCCGAAGUCCUAUGCGGAAGCUGUAUAUGAACUAGACGACGAGCGAGAGCAAACCAACGGCCUGCCUAAUCACUCGAAUGGCGACGGCACUUACGACCCUCCUUCCUCGAACUGCGUGAACGGAUCUGCCGACAGUAAGACUAAUGGUCAUACUGAGAAACUUGGUGAAGAGAAGGUCCUGUUCGAGAAACACACGGGUGAAGACGGCUACACUCUGACUAGCAUCAAGCCCAACGAAUCCUACGAGAAGAGCCUGAAACAUGAUGCAAAGACGGCGCCCAAGAAGGAUCUUGAGGCUAGAAAGACUACGAAGCGGCAGGAUGGUGCUGGCUCGCAACUUGCUAGCGGACGAGAAGCCGGAGCAGGUUGGAACUCAUCUGCUAUAAGAUGGGCGCCACUAAACGUUCCGCUCCAACGACGACUGCAGACCCUCGCGGUCUUGUGGCAUACGAUGUGCAUCCCCGUGUUCAUGUCCUUGUUCUUUCUGCUCUGCGCCAUCCCUCUGACCUGGCCACUCCUGAUCCCCUACCUGCUCUACAUCCUACUCAUCAGCGAAGAGUCCACGAAUGGGACACUAUCAAGACGGUCGAACUGGUUCCGCCGCUCCAAGUUCUGGUCAUUGUUUGCAUCUUAUUAUCCUGCCCGCUUACAUCGGACCGUUGAGCUGGAACCGACCAGGAAAUAUAUCUUCGGGUAUCAUCCGCACGGCAUCAUCUCUCAUGGCGCCUUCGCGGCGUUUGGAACUGAAGCCUUGGGAUUCAGUGACUUGUUCCCUGGUAUCACGAACACUUUGUUGACGCUGGACACGAACUUCCGCGUGCCGUUGUACAGGGACUACGCGCUGGCCAUGGGUCUGGCGUCGGUGUCGCGCGAGUCAAUCGAGAAUUUACUGUCCAAGGGCGGUCAUAAUGGCGAGGGCAUGGGCCGGGCGGUGACCAUUGUCGUUGGUGGAGCACGAGAAAGUCUGGAUGCGAAGCCACAUUCCCUGAGAUUGGUUCUGAAGAGCAGAAAGGGUUUCGUGAAGCUGGCGAUCAGAAUGGGCGCGGACCUGGUUCCUAUCCUUGCCUUUGGUGAGAACGAACUUUACGAUCAAGUCGAUAGCGUUGAGCAUCCUUGGAUUCACAAAUUCCAGAUGGUGGUCAAGAAGGCGAUGGGUUUCACGAUCCCGUUGUUCCAUGCGAGAGGCAUUUUCAAUUAUGAUGUUGGGUUGCUGCCGUAUCGGAAGGCGGUCAAUGUGGUGAUGGGACGGCCGAUCAAGGUUGUUCAGCAGGGUGGUAAGGAUGGGAAGGUCGAUGAGGCAUACUUGGAUAAAGUGCAUGCCGAGUAUGUGGAGGAGUUGCUGUGGUUGUGGAAUGAGUACAAAGAUACAUUUGCGAAGGACAGGCAGGGUGAAUUGGAGAUUGUUGAGUAG